Molecule: messenger RNA, 3000 nt
Organism: Schistosoma curassoni
Lineage: Eukaryota; Metazoa; Platyhelminthes; Trematoda; Strigeidida; Schistosomatidae
Source: the annotation of a GenBank genome assembly
GAAUAAUAUUGAUGUUAUGAUAUAUUCUUUGUUUUUAUUAGGAAUACUGGAUUUAUCUAACAAGUGUGUUAUGGAAAUAUGAAAUUUAAUAACAAUUCAAAAAGACAACCAUACCGUAAUAUACCAUAUUCACAUACGAAUUGAACGACUUAUCUUACCACAUUUGUAAAUUCUAUCAGAUUAUAAUGAAUAUUACUGAACAUACUGAAGAUGUAUUAAAUCCUUUUAUUUUAAAUUUAUUUAUAAUCAAUAAAAGUUCAACAUGUACUCAAAUGGAAUCAUUACCGGUUUCCGGUUUGUUCAGUUUUUAUCGUGCUAUAGGUUUAUUAUUAGGUCCAUUAAAUACUAUAUUAAAUGGUUUAUGCGUUCAUAUAUUUAAUCAUCAUUUAUGGAAAAAAUCAAUAAUGAGUAGAAUAUUAAAAGGAUUAUCUAUUAUUGAACUUGGUAUGGGAUUAAGUUUAUUUAUUCAUGCAUUAAUAUUUUCACAAAAUUCCACAUCAUCUCAUUCUAAUCAAAAUUUAUUCAAUAUAAAUAAUACAAUUAAUAAUAUAUAUCCUAAUUAUGAUAUACAUAUAAAUCAUUUAAAUCAAUUUCAACAAGAUUCUAUUCAUACAAAUGCUUAUAUUAAAACAAUAUGCUCAUUUUUUAUUACAACUAUAUCUAGUAGAUUUUUAGUAGCAUUUCAAAUAUCACGUAAUUGGUCUGUUGUAUUAUUGGCAGCAUAUCGUUAUGAUCAAAUAUGUCGACCUAUUGGUACAUCUAGUGCAUUUCCACGUGAACGUAUACGUUAUAUAUUAAUCAUUAUAUUUUUUUUAGCUUGUUUAAUUGUUAUACCAAGAAUAUUUGAAAGUGGUAUAGUUGUAUGUUAUAUAUCAGGAAAUGUAUCUAAAGAUUAUCCUUUAUUAAUUAAUUAUAAAUUAUAUCAAAUUUUAUAUUUAGGUUUAGUUAUGUUUAUUGUACAAUCUGGUGGUCCAGUUAUAUGUGUAUGUGUAUUAAGUGCAUUUGUAAUAAGAAUUAUAGCAAAACGUCGAAAAUUUCAUCGAGAAAAAGAGCAACGUUCAGCUAGAAAUUUAUUAAGACGUCAAACAAUGAAAAUAGAAAAUAAUCGAUCAAAUUUAAAAAACAAUAUCAUUACUGAUAAUAAUAAUAAUAAUAAUAAUCUUUUACAACGUAAUUCAAAUGGUUUGACAAAAGAAUUAACUGAAAGACCAGCUCCAUCAGAAACUCCAGCAUUUUUCAGUAAAAUAUUAAAUCCUUAUUUGGAACAAGAUUAUCCAUUAAUUGAUUUAACAUUAUCAGUUAUUGCAAAUUUAUUAAUUUAUUUAGAUUCUACAUUGAAUGCAUUCAUUUAUAUGGCAUCUAAUCCUUUAUUUCGUAAAAUUGCUCGAAAUGAAUGUAUACAAUAUCGUGAUCGUUUAAUUUGUUGUCAAACAUCAAAAUCUACUCAUCAACUAACUAGAAUAAAUCGUAUUUUAGACACUGAACAAAAUGCUAUCUCAAUAAACUCAUAAAAAUACAUCAUACAACAAUAUAUUAUAUGAUGAUUUGAGUCAUGAUGAUAAUUGUAUAUGGAUACAUAUUGUACAAAUUUUGUUCUUGUAAUUCUUUAUAUCUUUUGUAUGUUCAAUUAUUUAUGAGUUCAGAGGUUUCUAUUACUAUGUGAAAAAUGCUUUACGUUAUAAAGAUGAAUAUUAUUGUUGUUUCUUUCAUUUAAAUAUGAAAGUAAACCUAUCAUCUAUAUGGGUUAUUAUUUCAACUUUUAUGUAUUUCAUAAAGAAGAAUUAUCAUUUAAGCUAUAUUUUUAACAGUUUGAAUUGUGUUCUACUAAUUGAAUCCUAAAACGAAUGAGUUUUAUGACUAACAAAUAACUUAGUAUAUCUUUCUAUUGAGUUAAUAUUAGAAACACUAAAGAAUGUCUUUUAUUUCCAUAAAUACGUGUACAAUUGUUAAUUACAAUCACAGUAUAUAAAAAUUCAAGAUUUGUUGUUGUUGAUUAUUUCGAUGUCAGGUAAACAUAAAGUUAAACAAUUCAAGAAUUCCUUAUACCUUUCCAUCUUCAUGAGCUGGGUACUAAAUAAAUAGCGUAAAUUGUGCUUUUUUGAGGUGUAAACAUGUAUAGAAGCGGUUUCAUUGUUGAAAAAUUGUCUUAACCGCUAUUUAAGUUGAUCAUUUACGGUAGUAUAAGUCCAUAUGCCUUUGUAUCAAUUCAAAAAUAUAAUUGGAUCUUUGUUACGAGAUAGUUAUUGCCACGGCUGAAAACGUCCGAAUUAUUAGAUAGAAGGGGAUUGAAGAAGAGUGUAAAGCAAAUUGAAAUAUUUAUGGUUCUAUCAAGUGAUAAUUAGAAUUUGUUAAAUGAUUAAUCAAUUAUUAAAAAAUUCUAAGCUCUUUUUGAAAAAAAAACAUACCUUGACAGAUUUACUGAAAAUACCAAACAUCUAAAACGAUUUACUUUGAAAGUGAAUGCUUAGGCAAUUCACGAAUCAUAAAUGGUUUGUACUGUGAGAAUAAGUGUCAAUUAAAUUCAUAUAAAUAUGUAAUCAAUGUUGUAGAAUACUUCUGAGCACUUAACGUUAUACUAUCUACCAUUGUAAAUAGUAGCUAGUAACUACGUUAUAGUGUCGUAGAAAACUGUUAUGAAAUGUUUAAUGCAUUUUAAAUUAUACCUGUUGAUUUUUGAUUUAUCUACCCCGUGCAGCAAAAGUCUCACACCAAGUUUCCCAAAUCAAUAAUGUACUGGGCUCUUCUUUACAGUUCUUCCCAAGAGUUAUUUAUUCUUUCCAUGUCUGUCUCCGGUUCCUGGUUUAAUGUAUUCUAUGGUCUGCCUUCCUAUCUUCUCCCUUAAGGAUUUCAAGUUAGAGCUCGCUUUGUGAUGUAAUUUGAUGGUUUCUGUAGUAUAUGUCCUAUACACAUUCAGUAUCCCUUCCUAAUUUCCUCCUAAAUUGGAAGCUGGUUUACUUUGUCCCACAGUAGGUUGUUGCUGAUAGUGUCUGAUCAACGUAU